Phycodurus eques (leafy seadragon) is the source of this 4120-nucleotide messenger RNA. RefSeq names its product niban apoptosis regulator 2a (gene niban2a). The record is from RefSeq and is a predicted model, not a curated record. NCBI's taxonomy places the organism in Eukaryota, Metazoa, Chordata, Actinopteri, Syngnathiformes, Syngnathidae. Bases 246 to 2726 code for a protein of 826 amino acids. The transcript has 14 exons.
CCUCCUCCUCCUCCUCCCCGCCUGCCGCCAGGGUGUUGUCACUUCUUCUUCUAGUGCUCGGAACAAAACCUUAGCGCACACACGGCAGCAGCGUCGUGGCCUUGCGACUCUCCAGAGGAAACCUUUAAGCUUCCCCCUUCUGGUUGAGGUCGAAUAAUUGCGUUGCUACUGGGACUCUCGUCACACUCGACCCGGAAUUUACACGCCUGUUAACCGGUUGGGUCUUUGGUGGUUGUCCUACGGCCAUGGGGGACGUGGUUUCCUCUCACCUGGAUGAAGGCAAGCGGGAGAUGAUUACAGUGAAGACCGGAGAGGUGAUGAGACAAUUCAGUGACGUUUAUAAGCAGCAGUAUGCCGUCGCUCUCUUCAACAGCGUCCGCUACGAGAUAGAAGGAGGAGGUGGGCCACAAUCACAGUUGCUACACAGAAAGGAUCCUUUGGCUGGCCGUUUAAUCUUUUCUGGGAAUUUGUUCCAGUACCUAGAGGAAAAUCGCAAGUGGAGGAAUCGCUUUGUAUCAGUGCCAAACAACUACAGCAUCAACCUUUAUGAGAGCAAAACAGCACAUGAGCGGAGUCUGCAUCCCAAAGUAACCAUCAACUGUGCCGGCUACAAGGCCCUGACCUCCAUCGAAGAUUACAUUGAACUGAUUAACACUAGCCUUCCAGAUGUCAAAGCCAAAUUGGGCAGCAGUCCUUUCAUCAAGUGUGCAACUCAGUUCCCCCUCAUCCUGUGGCACCCAUAUGCCCGUCAUCAUUACUUUUGUGUGAUGACCGAGAAGGAGCAGCAGAAGUGGCAUGCUGUCUUGCAAGACUGCAUCCGGCACUGUAACAAUGGUCUGCCAGAAGACUGCACUGUUCAGACGCCAGCCUUCACUGACACUGUGAGACUUCAUAGACAGGGCAAAGGAGACUAUGGGACCUGGGACAUGAUGUGUGGAACUCCUCCACAGAUUCUGGCAAAUCUAGUGAUGGAGAGUCUCCACCCUGAACUGAGAAACGCCAUUGGUCCUCGUCUGAAAGGAAAGAUGCAGCAGAGGCAGAGGGAUUGGAUGUUUAUAUCUGAUGCCGUGUACAGGCAAGUCUUGGCCCAGACCACCAGUCAGUAUGAUUCUCUUCUUGUAACCUGUGAGGAUCAGAAGGUUCAGCUAGAUACCAGGCUGAGAACUGACAUGGACCAGGUCAUCACAUCUAAAGAACAUGUCAGCAGCAGGAUUCGAGCCCUGGUGUUACCCAAAGCUGAAGCUCUCCUGAAGACGAGUGUCCAACCUUACAUCAGCUCCAUCUUAGAGGCCCUGAUGGAGCCCACCAGCCGAGGUUUCGCUGAGGUCAGGGACGUUUUCUUCAGGGAGGUGGUGGACAUCAGCAAGAACCUGUUAAAUGGAGGAGACAAAGAAAAACUGGGAGAGCAUAUGGAGAAGCUCUCCAUGCUCGCCUUCCACCCUGUCAAAAUGAAGAGUUGCUAUGAGAACGUGGAGGAGCUAAACCUGGAGGGACUACAGCAAAGGUUCGACGUCUCCAGCCCCUCUGUGUUUGUAAACAGAGCUCAGAUCCUCAUGAGGGAGGAAAUGGAUAAUGCAGUACACACCUUUGAACAGCUGCUGCAGCAGUCUUUGGCUGCGCAGGGAGAAAAUGACAUGUGCAAAAUCAUCCAAGGUUGCCAGGACAGGGUUCUCAAGAAGUAUGAUUAUGACAGUAGCACAGUUCGCAAGAAGUUCUUCAGAGAGGCUCUGCUGCAGAUCAUAAUCCCCUACAUGCUGCAGCAGCUCGCACCAUCUUGCUCACCCGAGUUGCCACGUUUUAAAGAACUCAUCUUCGAGGAUUUUUCCCAGUUCCUUCUUGUGGAAAAUAUGUUUGAGGAAGUGGUGCUGCAGUCUGUCAUCAAGGACAUAAUGAUGGCUGUGAAGGAGGCUGCUGUCCAGAGGAGGCACAAUCUCUACAGAGACAGCAUUGUUAUGACCAACAGUGACCCCAACCUCCACUUGCUCGGUGAAAAUCCUCCAGUAAACUGGGGCACCAAAUUUAGCAACAGUGAACCAGAGGGUUCUCCCAGUGGUAGUGGUGAUGGAGGUUCCGGAAAUAGACGCAAGCAAGUCGUGUCCAUGAUCCAGCUCGAUGAAGUACCGCUGCCCUAUGAGUCCUGUUUGGAAGUUCCAGGGGUGGAACUCAUCCCUGAAGAGGAUGCUGUGGCGUCCGAUGACGGCGAGGAGCAGGCUGAGGCCGAUCUAUGCAAGGAGCCCAAAUCUCCAGAUAGUGUGGAGGAAAUCCGAGAUUUGAUCAAUCCAGUGAUGGAAGUGGUACUACCAGAAGAAAGUAAGAGCGACGUGACCAACGGGACAGUGCCAACAUUGAGCACCAUCACACUGGAGGAUGGAGCGCAGGAGGAGGUGAGCCACGUCACCACUUUUGUGGAGGAUGUCCCCGUAAAAUCUCCACAAGAAAAUAGAUCGCCACAGUCAAUCCUUCAGCAGCUAGGAGGAAACAAGAAACCGGAAGCUGAUAAGGAUGUAGCAGCUAUUCAGAGUGCUAUUGAGGAAAUAGAUUUAGCAGUAAAGGAAGGUGACAGCAAACAAACUGCUGAGGUUUGUGCAGCAAAAUCUGAUUCGUCACCACAGCCACCAGUGGCUACAGACUCCACCCCACAUGAGGAACCUCAGCCUGUCAAAAAGAGCCUGAAUGGUGAGGACAAUAUAAUUGACCCUGUAGAAGUGGAAGUGGUUUUAGCAUAGGAAGACUGCCAUCUGAAACACUCACUCUGUGAGAGAUGGAAGUGUGUUGCAUAUGGACUUUCAUUGUAUUGUUUCCUUGUUGAUGUUGCACACCUCAAGACCAAUUAUCUUCUCCUCUCCUUGGGAUCUCUGAGAUAGUUUCUGGGUGAGAGGUUUUUAUGUAUACAGUUUAAUAAUCUCCACGGAAGCUUCUUUCAUAUUUUGUGUAUGACACUGAAUGCGCACCAUAUGUAAUAAGAAUCUGGACCCUGCUGAAACCGGACCAGCACAAAAAAUACCAUUGCGGUCAAAUGGAAUAUACGCUAAAAUCUUGACGAUAAGCGACAUUUGCCAAUUUUGCAAUAAUGUGUUUACAGUAAUCUGUCGGACCUGACAGCAGGGGGUGCUAUAGCAUAAUCCUUCCCCUGCUGAAACCGGACCAGCACAAAAAAUACCAUUGCGGUCAAAUGGAAUAUACGCUAAAAUCUUGACGAUAAGCGACAUUUGCCAAUUUUGCAAUAAUGUGUUUACAGUAAUCUGUCGGACCUGACAGCAGGGGGUGCUAUAGCAUAAUCCUUCGUAUGUGUAUUCAAAUGGGUGUUUUAACUACAACUUUCAAAUCAUAAUCUAUUUUUCUAAGUGUGUUUGUAUUGAUAAUGUAGUCUCUACCUAAUGUGUGUUUUAACCAAUUGCUUUCAUAGGUAUUGGCUUAAUUUAUGGGAGUUUUAAAACCCAUGAUCACAAUAGAGACUACAUAUUGUGAUCAUGAACAUUAUUGGCUUUUUUAUAUUUCUCCAUCUUCACUGCAAGUAAGUACUUUAUCAUAUUUUUGUGGGUCUUCUUAAGCACAUUUUCUUAUUUCAUUCAUUGGGCUCAAAUGUUCAAUUUGCUCAACUCAAAUUGGCAUUGUGAACCAUAGAUGUUCAAAUUUUGUACCUAUUCAUCACUUCGAGUUUGGGAAGAAUAACCAAAUGAGUCACAAAUUGCAAAUUAGUCACUGGAGAAAACAUGUAUAUAUAAAUAUAUUUUAAAAAAUUGGAAGCUGAGAAAACUUGACGCACAAUGACAUGAAACACAAUUGAUGUAUACACAUCUUAAAAUUACAGUGCAGGACAUUUAUAAAGUAUGUGAUCCAUUUAAUCUUAAAUGCUGAGAAGAGAGUUGCAAAUCCUUCUCUCUUUUUAAAUCGCUUUUGCUUUAUUGUAAACCAUGUCACCCAUUGCAUAUUGGCACACUUGUCUCAACAACUAUGUUGCAAGCUUUUAGAUCCUUAAACUACAAUGCUUUCAAUUGAGGGACACUGACACAUCUUAUUUAUUUUAUCUGUGUAGUUGCGAUUUAGAAAAGCACAACUCUUGUUUCUGUCAUCUUGAAGUAUGUACAAACAUUUAUUGGUCAAUAAAGUAUUUCCUGAA